GUUCCCAUAGGAUUCCAAAUAGGGAUGAAGCUUGAAGCAGUGGACCGUAUGAAUCCUUCUUUGAUUUGCGUGGCCACAGUGACAGAUGUGGUAGACAAUCGCUUUUUGGUGCACUUUGACAACUGGGAUGACACAUAUGACUACUGGUGUGAUCCCAGUAGCCCCUACAUUCAUCCUGUUGGUUGGUGUCAGGAACAUGGAAAACCUCUCACUCCUCCACAAGACUAUCCUGACCCUGAGAACUUCUGUUGGGAAAAAUAUUUGUCAGAAACAGGUGCUUCUGCAGCGCCAACUUGGGCCUUUAAGGUGAGGCAGCCCCACGGCUUUCUGAUGAACAUGAAAUUGGAGGCAGUGGAUCGAAGGACCCCCUCUCUAAUCAGAGUUGGUAGUGUAGAGGAUGUAGAAGACUACAGGAUAAAGAUUCAUUUUGAUGGCUGGAGCCAUAUCUAUGAUUUCUGGAUUGACUCAGAUCACCCAGACAUUCAUCCUGUAGGAUGGUGCUCAAAAACUGGACAUCCAUUGCAACCUCCUCUUAGGCCAAAGGAACUCGUCUCCUCUACCAAUGGAAGCUGUCCAACCUUGGCCUGUAAGACGCUCCCAGCUACCAAGAGUUCCAAAUAUAGCUUUCACAGAAAGUGUCCAACACCUGGUUGUGAUGGCUCAGGCCAUGUGACUGGGAGAUUUACAGCUCAUUACUGCAUCUCAGGGUGUCCCCUGGCAGAGAAAAACCAGGGAAGGGUAAAGGCUGAACUUUCAGACACUGAAAACUCUGUUCGAAAGAGGAACCUAAUUGCUUAUUCCCAGAAGAAGAAGUCUCGCCAUCAUGGAAGAGGGCGACCUCCUAAAUAUCGGAAAAUCCAGCAGGAAGAUUUCCAAACCAUUUCAUCGGAAAGUAUGCACCAGUCUCUGUUUAUGUCAGCCUUGUCAGCACAUCCUGACCGUUCCUUAUCCCUCUGCUGGGAUCAGCAUUGUAAGCUUCUGCCUGGAGUAGCUGGGAUCACAGCAUCCACAGUGGCCAAAUGGACAAUUGAUGAGGUUUUCAGCUUUGUACAGACGUUAACAGGUUGUGAGGAUCAAGCAAAACUCUUCAGAGAUGAGAUGAUUGAUGGUGAGGCCUUCCUUUUGCUGACUCAGGCUGACAUUGUGAAGAUCAUGAGUGUAAAGCUUGGCCCAGCACUUAAAAUCUACAAUGCCAUUCUUAUGUUCAAAAAUGCUGAUGACACCUUAAAAUGAACUAGCCAGGACAGCUUUUGACUUUCCUCCACACAGAAACUGCCAGACUCUUUUGUCUGUCUGUCUUGGAUGAAUUGAGACCUUCUUAACUGCUGCAGUUGUAAAAUCCUGCCAACCUGCUCUCUCUGAGUCUUCAUUUUUGUUUACUUGCAAAACUCCUUCCUUUCUCCCUUCCUUCUUAUCUCAACCUUUUUGAAUUCUGUCUUGAUAAUGUUGAAUUGAAAAAUUCCAGGAAUAACUUGCUUGAUGCCAGAAAUCCUGCUAAGUUCUCCUGUUGGUUAUGAUGGCACACAACAUGGGUUUGAGACCAGAUUUGCUACUGAAUUUAACCUGCUAUGGCUUUCACCUAUCAUCUCUGACUGCUUAAAUUCUUACACUACAGUAUGUCUGGAUUACUAUUUAUUAUUUUGCAAUAUAUCCACUGCUUUGGAUAUACUGCUGCCAUGUACAGUAUUUGGAAGCAAUUUUGAAAUCAGAUUUUUCUGGGCAAAAGUCAGUUUCUUAAAUUAUCAGAAAUUUUACUAUGGGCUAUAGAAAACAAGAUUAGCAAAGUAACAAUAUUAACACUUUGCACUAAGUAAAAACAUUCCUCUCAAUCAUAAAAUAACUAAUUAUUAGGCGGAGCUAGCUAGCGUUAUCCUGUCAUAUUGGUCGUGAGAUACAUAAACUGAAGAAAAAAUGUUGUGCAAUGCGAUUUUCAGAUUCUUUGAUUGCAUCAAUUUUGUCCCAUCAGUCUCUAUUCAGUUCAACGUGUGCCAAAAUAUUUAUAUUUUGUUGUUUCACAACAUAGAUUAGAAACUAUUCUUAUUUAAAUCUUUUAUAGUUUCACCUUAACAGUAUAUGGUGUGUUGCAAACAUUCAAUUAAUCAAUAAUUCUGUUGCUAAUUGCAUAUAGUUUUCCCUACAUCCUCUUGAUAAUGACUAACAUAUGACAUUCUUUUGGGCCAUUUAUGCUGUGCUCACAUGGACUUAAGAAGAUAGGCAGGAGUUGUAAUGCCAGUCUGCCUAGGCAAGGGAAAAGAUGGCCUGAGAAAGUAGAGUUUAAAUUUCAUCAAAAUACAGGAUAUUAAUUUAUUGUUGUUGCAUUUACUUUUGUGAAGAAGGUUAGAAAGCCAUAUGGAUUUGCUAUGUCAGAUGACCAAAUACCUUGGAACAGAGGUGUCAAACCCGCAGCAUCACAAUGGUGUCACAUGAUAUAUGAGGACAUUUUUCCCCAUUGCUAAACCAGGCAUGGGGGUGGCCAGCGUGUGACACAUCCGGGCUGUGGGCCGGGAGUUUGGCACCCCUGUCUUGGAAUUUUCCUGUGGGAUUUCUUCUAAUUUCAGUCAAUUUGAUGUGUUUGGGGAUUUUGUUCCUUUCAAUUUUUCAUCACUUGUAUGAAGUGAUCCUGGAUAAUAGAAUCAUUUCAUUAAUUAUGAUAGCUGAACUAAGGCUUUAGUGGCCAAAGUAAAAUCUCUUACGUCUUCUUAGAUCUAACUUGCAAGGUGAUUGAGCUCCUUAAGAAAACACUUUUUUCCCUUUCUUCCCACUUCAGUUUAUGAAGACAAGGAUGACUUUCUUUAAUCAACAGGCUUCAUAUUAACACGGUCUCCGAAAUCUGUUUCUUAAUUUCCACAGAAAAUACCUAUGAAAAUGCAGCAUUUUAACUUAUGAAAUACUUAAGAUAUCUUUGGCUUUUUUCUUUUAAGUAUUAGCUACUUGCUCUUUGAAACAAAUGUGUAUCUUGGUUUUCCUCUUUCCUAAUAAGUGGUCUCCUAAUAUUUUUUUUGUGUGUUCUCUAUGAAUAUCAUGUGUAGUUCCUAAGAGGUAUGGGGCCAAAAAGAAAGAGGUUUUGCAUUUCUUAUCAAAGCCUUCUUAAAAAAUGCCAACGGUGAAUGUGCCAAACUCUUUCUAUAUCCAAAGAGAUAUACUUUUUAUUCAUUGGGGGUGAGGGGAAUCCUCCUAGAAUACCUAGAUGAUUCUUGACAAAGGAUGUGGACUUUAAAGUCCUGUUUUUGACAUAAUCAUAAGUCUUAUUUGCUGUGCAAUUACAUAAGGCAGCCAUUUGUAGGAAGUAAAUCCUUCAAAGAAGAAAAAAGCAAUUAGUCUGUUCUUAGUAACUUUUGUUAAAUUUCUAAGUGCAUUUCUCCUGAAUUUGACAGUACGAUACACCUUUAGGACUCUAUAGGUGGCCUAUUGGGAAUGACAAAGGAUUCAUCUUUAAACCUGAAACUGAGGAAAGGGAUGCCAUUUCAAAAAUGCUUGGAUAAUACUAAGGCCCUUUUUAAUUGAGUUGGUACUACUAUCAUAGUCCUACUAAAAGUGGUUUCAUUGAGAGAUGUAGGUACUCCAACUUUGCUUCUUCAACAAUUUUAGAUUCUUAUAUUUGACUCAGUUGAAAUUAGUGUGCUCUCUCUCUCCCUCUCAGCAUAUAUAUGCUUUUUAUUAAGAAUUUUAAUUAUUAGUAAAAUCCAAUACUGUGAUCUGUGGUUUGUAGAUUCAUUUUCAAUAGCAUCUCUGACUUGUCAAAUAAAACGUGUUCCACCAUUUCUUCCAUAAUAUUUUCAGGACACAGCCUAUCCAUAAAAGCAAACAUCACUAUUGACUUCAGUGAUAUUAACGUCUGAUUCCAAUUUUCAAAAGUAUGCUUCAGUAUUUUUACUGUUGAAAUGUUUUGCACCAUUUUAUACAUCCCAGUUAAUUUGUGGUUCAUAAGGCUUGUUUAUUUUCUCCUUUAAUUAAAAUCUUUAUUUCCCUUUUAUGUCCAAUUUUUAAAAUUGUGUAUUUUUAUUUUAUCCUGCAGAGUCCAAACAAAUCUAUUUCCAGU
Molecule: messenger RNA, 4039 nt
Organism: Thamnophis sirtalis
Lineage: Eukaryota; Metazoa; Chordata; Lepidosauria; Squamata; Natricidae
Source: RefSeq, a predicted model, not a curated record